AUCCCAAAUCGUUCGAAUUCUCUGUUCCUUUGUUCCCCCCGUCCUUGCUGCUUAUGAGUCCGGACUCCAAACUCGGUCUCGGUAGCCAUGGUAACAUCGAACCGCGACAUUUCUUCGUUGGCUGAUCGAACUACCGGAUUCCGACAUUGCUGUAGUGCUGCCUGAAACGAAGAGGAGGAAGAGAGAGCAAGCCAUAGGCGUCAGUUCAGUUCGACGUAUUCAGAUUUCAGAGAGUGAGAGAGAGGGGGGAAGGGUUGAAUGAUCAAUUUGCUCUGGUGAAGCAACAGAGAUGAGACGACAAGGACAAUAUGCUGAUUCUGGUGUCAAUUCAUAUGCUGCAGCACAGAUGCAGCAGAUGUCUGCACAAAGAAUGCAACAUAACCCUGCAAUGAAUCAUUUUCCUGGACGGCCAGAUGCUUUACCCAAAGAAGAAGAGCAUCCGUAUAUGUCUUCAAAAGCUGGGGGGCAAUGGCAAUGGGAUAGAGAUGGCCCAAAAGCAUCCGAUCCAAUGUCAUCACAUCUAUACAAUGAAGGUCAAGGGGAUGAUGCAUCUAGAUCUUUCUACCAGGGCCAGAGGUCAGACCCAAAACUGGGUUUAGAGAAACAAGCUAACAUAGACUCCAGAGGCCAGCUCCUUGAGCAAGAUAUGGAAGUUGGGUAUGAAGACAACCCUUUACCACAAACAUUUGAGGCACUUGAACAGAAAUUCAAUGAUGAAAUCAUGAAGUUAACCAAGGAACAAAAUGAUGCAGAAGAUGCAGAAAAUGCAAGGCAUAGAGAGAGAACAAGUGAGAUAAAUUCUCAAUAUCAGGAAAAAUUGACAUCACUUCGGGCCCGCCAUGCCAGUCGCAGAGAUGAGUUUCUUCGUAGAGAAUCACAAGCACGGCAGCAGCAGUAUCAGCAAGCAGGAAUGAGUCACUAUCAGAACAACACGGGCCCAAGCGACCCACAAGGGUAUGGUGGCUCUGUUGCCGCAGCUGGAGAACCACAUGGGUCCUAUGGAAUGGGUCAAUUCGACUCCUACAGAGAACGGGCCCAACUCCUUGGGGGUACCAGAGGUCAUGGAUUUGAGUCAAGGGGUCCUUAUCCUGGGGGUCGUGCUUACAACACUGGUGGUCGCUAUUACUGAUUAAUUUUGUUCUCCCCUUUCUGUUUAGCCGAGCUUCUCUGGGACUUCAGUGCCUCUGAUGAAAUAUAGGGACUUCUUUUCACUGUUCUUGAUUCAUCUGGUAAUUACAACUUCAGAAGCUGUUUUUAAUUUAGUUCCGCAUGUAUUUGCUCCUCUUACUGUUUACUGUAACCCCCCUCUCCUCCAUCCCUGCAUCUACAAAAGAAAAAAAAAUUAAAAAAAAGAAAGAAAAAGGCUGCAUUUUUUCUUGCUGUUUGAUCUGAAA
This is a messenger RNA of Nelumbo nucifera (sacred lotus), 1394 nucleotides long. Its product is annotated as ubiquitin carboxyl-terminal hydrolase. NCBI's taxonomy places the organism in Eukaryota, Viridiplantae, Streptophyta, Magnoliopsida, Proteales, Nelumbonaceae. The record is from RefSeq and is a predicted model, not a curated record.